This is a messenger RNA of Solanum lycopersicum (tomato), 2162 nucleotides long. The record is from RefSeq and is a predicted model, not a curated record. Lineage: Eukaryota; Viridiplantae; Streptophyta; Magnoliopsida; Solanales; Solanaceae.
GAAAGAAACAAAAUUGAACAACACACACAUGACACACCUGCCAGUGCCACUUCUCUCCACCUCAAGCAGCCUCUCUAAAUUUAAAACUCAAAGUGUCACAAUCCCCAAAUAUGCCUUUCUACCAAAUCUUUGUAUCAACAACUUAUGCUUCCUCUAUCUCCAACACAUAAUAUAAGAACUAUUAAUUUUUUCUGCAAACCCCAGGUUUUAUUUUUCUAUUCUUGUUCAGUUCUUGAAAAUCUUUGUUACUGUUAAUUAAUGCAACAAUAACAUCUUUUUCUUGUUUGUAUUACAUUCCCAUUUUGAUGCAUUGCAUAAAGUUCAGAUUUUUCCUCUUCCUUUUUGUAUUUGCCAUAUUUUCUUGCUUUCUUGAACUGGGAUGAUUCUUGAAGGUUGUAAAAAUGCAAUCUUUAUGAAAUUUCUGGAAUAUUUACCCUAUCUUGAUAGUUUUCUCAAAUGGGGUUCCUCAAAAUUUGAGGUGUUAUGGAGUAAUAAGGAAGACACUGCUUACCUUUCCCCAAUCUUGUUUUGUUUUCAAUUUUUGGAACUCAAGAUUUGAGCUUAUGUAAACGUCACAUUUUCUUGCCGUGAAUUUAGGCUGGGACAAUAGUGUACUUUUGAGUAUUUUUGCCAAAUGUCAUAUUAUGUUGGUUUAUGUUGUUAUUACAAAUUAGAAGUCUGAUUUUUUGAGUCAAGUGUACAUUGAAUUUUGAGGGGUAGUGGUAAGGUACAUUUUAUAAAUUUUGGAUUACGUUUGAGGUUCACUAGAUUACAAAAUAUUCCAGAGAGGAUUGUGUUUAAGGUAGUAGAUACAAACCGAAUAAAGGCUUUUGUCCCAUCCAUUUUACUGGCAUUGAUGGUUUUUCGCGUUCAAAUAGCAUAAAUAAGGGGUUUCGAGGCUAUUCUGAGGGUUUUGAGAGCCAAGAAAGACCUAGUGCUUUAGAAAAUGGGGCAGUAUGCACCUGUCUGGGAUCAUAAAGCAUCGGUCGAAGUGACAAAAAAUUUGAAUGGGAUGAAUCAGGUCACGCUUCGCAACCCUCAGGGUGCCUCUGUUCUGAUUAGCUUGCACGGAGGACAGGUUACUUCUUGGCGGAAUGAGCGAGGUGAAGAGCUCCUAUUCACCAGCAAGAAGAUCUCCAAAUCUUCGAAAUCUGUACGAGGAGGAAUCUCUAUUUCCUUUCCCCAGAAUGGAAAUGGUGGAUCAGUUGAGCAACCUGGAUUUGCAAGAAACAAAAUUUGGACCAUUGAAGACGACCCGCCAUCUCUAAUAUCAUUUGAUACCCAAGGAAAAUCUUACAUUGACUUGCUGCUCAAACCGUCAGAAGAUGAACUGAAGUUCUGUCCUCAUGUCUUUGAGUUUCGCCUUCGGGUUUCUCUUGCAUCAAAUGGAAGCUUGUCCCUGAUAUCCCGUGUAAGAAACGUCACUGGCAAGCCGUUGAAAUUCUCCUUUGCUUACCAAACAUACUUUUCUGUUUCUAACAUAAGCGAAGUGCGUCUAGAAGGUUUGGAAACACUGGACUAUCGUGACAACUUGUGCCCAGAAGAACUCUUUACAGAACAAGGAGAUGCCAUAACAUUUGAGACUGAGAUCGACCGUGUCUACCAUUGUUCUCCUAAUUGCAUUGCUAUUCUUGAUCAUGAAAAGAAGCGAACAUAUCUGAUAAAAAAGGAAGGGCUACCAGAUACUGUGCUAUGGAAUCCCUGGAUUAAGAAAUGCAAAGCAAUGGCGGAUCUUGGCAACGAUGAGUACAAGCACAUGCUUUGUGUUGAUGGUGCAGCAAUAGAAAAACCCAUCGCUUUGAAGCCGGGAAAUGAAUGGACAGCUCGCGUGGAGUAUGUGGUGGUACCAUCAACCCUUUCCACCGACGAUCUUUCAUCUUAUUAAGGUCUGGCCUAAAGCAUUUAGAAAUGGUUCUAUAGCUUAGUGAGAGAACGUAAAUCCAUUUAAACUAGUUUCCGUUUUUGCUAGACUGUUAUCGUUCGACAGCCAAAGCUUGUCAAUGGCUGUAUUUGAAAGAGGGGAAGUUUUAAAACUAAAAUUGUUCCAUUUCAGCACAAUAAUUAUGUUUGUGCAAUUGAAAUGAGAAAGUGAAGGAUUGCUAUACUUUCCGUGUUUGGCUAUAGUAUAUCUUGAAAUGUUAUAUGAAAAACUUUUUGUUGAG